Messenger RNA from Labeo rohita (rohu), 7732 nucleotides. It is a transcript of the gene tll1, whose product is annotated as tolloid-like 1. Gene Ontology annotation, biological process: proteolysis. The record is from RefSeq and is a predicted model, not a curated record. NCBI's taxonomy places the organism in Eukaryota, Metazoa, Chordata, Actinopteri, Cypriniformes, Cyprinidae. Gene Ontology annotation, molecular function: calcium ion binding; metalloendopeptidase activity; zinc ion binding. Bases 355 to 3423 code for a protein of 1022 amino acids. The transcript is spliced from 22 exons.
GGGAGAGAGGGAAUAUGAGGGCAGUACUCAAGAUGAGCCUGCGCUUUGAGGCUGUAAAACACUAGACCCUGAGGGCAUUCUCUGAGCUCUGCCUCUUCAGGAAAACCGACCGUGCAAGAGAAAAGAAAAGUGAGCUGGUAUCUGCUGUAGUUGUAGAGGUUCGAUGCUUUGGGCGUCCAGCUGAGAUGCCGCGACGCUGACGGUCCUGCCCCGUCUGUCGAACCGGACCAAUGAUGAUAAUGAAGUUGAAGAUGAUGAUGAUGAUGAUGUCCACACGGCGCGUUUAGCGCUAAAUCACCACUACCGGACUCUUACGAGACACUCCACUCUGAUCCGCGCUCAUUCAAACUUCAGAUGGACUACCUUCACUCUGCACUGACCAGUAAAAUGCAUUGGAUCACACUCCUGCUGGCCGGCUUGACUUUUUGGGGCAAAGUGUCCGUGCACAGCUGCUUAGAUUAUGAUGACACUUACGAUUAUUAUGAAGAGGAGAAAACAGAAACGAUAGACUACAAGGAUCCCUGCAAAGCUGCUGUAUUUUGGGGAGAUAUUGCCUUGGAUGAAGAGGACUUGAAAAUGUUUCAGAUCGAUGGGACGAUAGAGCUUUCACAGCAGUCACACGGGAGACAAGGACACACGUCGGGUGGUCUAGGAGAGCAUAAUCCCAGUAAGAAGAGAGGUUCGUUAUAUCUGUUGCUGGACAGAAUACGACGGUUAGGUUUUGAGUCGUGGCCGGUGAACAGCAGUAAAGAUGUGUCAAGCUCCAAAGCUGGAGGGAGGAAUGUAAACAGCGGUAGAGGUGUGAAGUCUCGAGUGCCACGUGCUGCCACAUCCCGAGCUGAGAAGAUCUGGCCCGGAGGGGUCAUCCCUUACGUCAUAGGAGGCAACUUCACCGGAAGUCAGAGGGCCAUGCUAAAACAAGCAAUGAGACAUUGGGAGAAACAGACGUGUGUGACCUUCAUCGAGAAAACGGAUGAGGAGAGCUACAUCGUCUUCACCUACAGACCCUGCGGGUGUUGCUCUUAUGUCGGACGUCGUGGCAAUGGUCCCCAGGCGAUAUCCAUUGGGAAGAACUGUGACAAGUUUGGCAUUGUUGUUCACGAACUUGGACACGUAAUUGGCUUUUGGCACGAGCACACACGACCUGACCGUGACGAUCAUGUGACCAUCAUUCGAGACAACAUCCAACCAGGUCAGGAGUAUAACUUCAUUAAGAUGGAACCAGGGGAUGUCAACUCUCUUGGUGAGCCGUAUGAUUUCGACAGCAUCAUGCAUUAUGCCAGAAACACUUUCUCCAGAGGAAUGUUUUUGGACACGAUUCUUCCCUCUCGUGAUGAAAAUGGCGUCAGGCCUGCUAUCGGUCAGAGAACUAGACUCAGCAAAGGAGAUAUAUCCCAGGCCAAGAAGUUAUACAGAUGUCCAGCAUGUGGUGAAACAUUACAGGACUCGGUGGGGAAUUUCUCAUCUCCAGGAUAUCCUAAUGGAUACCCAUCAUAUACACACUGUGUGUGGAGGAUCUCCGUCACACCUGGGGAGAAGAUAGUGUUGAACUUCACCACUAUGGACCUCUACAAGAGCAGCCUGUGCUGGUAUGACUACAUUGAAGUUCGUGACGGAUACUGGAGGAAGGCGCCAUUGCUGGGUCGAUUUUGUGGUGAUAAAAUUCCAGAAGUGUUGGUCUCUACAGACAGUCGGAUGUGGAUUGAAUUCCGCAGUAGCAGCAACUGGGUUGGAAAGGGAUUUGCAGCAGUCUAUGAAGCAAUAUGUGGAGGGGAGAUCAGUAAAGACUCUGGACAGAUUCAGUCUCCAAACUAUCCAGACGACUACCGUCCAUCUAAGGAAUGUGUGUGGAGGAUCACAGUGUCUGAGGGCUACAGUGUGGGCUUGAGCUUUCAGGUCUUUGAGAUCGAGAGGCAUGACAGCUGUGCAUAUGACUACCUAGAAGUCAGAGAUGGACUGUCUGAGAACAGCCCUCUGAUUGGUCGAUUCUGCGGCUAUGAUAAACCUGAAGACAUCCGUUCCACCUCCAACACCCUCUGGAUGAAAUUUGUCUCUGAUGGGACGGUGAAUAAAGCAGGCUUUGCUGCAAACUUCUUCAAAGAGGAAGACGAGUGUCUGAAGCCAGAUAAUGGAGGCUGUGAACAGAGAUGUGUUAACACAUUAGGAAGCUUCAAAUGCGCCUGUGAUCCUGGAUACGAACUGGCCCCAGACAAGAAGAGCUGUGAAGCUGCAUGUGGUGGUUUGCUGACUAAGUUGAAUGGCACAAUUACAACCCCAGGCUGGCCUAAGGAAUAUCCUCCUAAUAAGAACUGUGUGUGGCAAGUGGUGGCUCCCACUCAGUACCGCAUAUCCAUGCAGUUUGAAACCUUUGAACUAGAGGGAAAUGAGGUGUGCAAGUAUGACUAUGUUGAAGUGCGGAGCGGCUUGUCAUCAGACUCAAAGCUUCAUGGGAAAUACUGCGGUACGGAGGUUCCCGAGGUCAUCACCUCCCAGUACAACAACAUGCGAAUCGAGUUCAAAUCCGACAACACGGUCUCCAAAAAAGGCUUCAAAGCUCAUUUCUUCUCCGAUAAAGAUGAAUGUUCAAAGGAUAACGGUGGAUGCCAGCAUGAGUGUAUCAACACUAUUGGCAGCUAUGUGUGCCAGUGCCGCAACGGCUUUAUUCUGCAUGAGAACAAACACGACUGCAAAGAAGCUGAGUGUGAGCACAAGAUUCACAGCACAAGUGGAACCAUCAGCAGUCCCAACUGGCCUGACAAAUACCCCAGCAGGAAGGAGUGCACGUGGGACAUCACCGCCACCCCUGGCCACCGGGUCAAGAUUUCUUUCAAUGAGUUUGAAAUUGAGCAGCACCAAGAAUGUGCAUAUGAUCACCUGGAGGCCUUUGACGGCGACUCGGACAAAACGCCUAUCCUGAGCCGUCUAUGUGGCAGUAAGAUUCCAGAACCGCUCAUUUCCACAGGCAACAAGAUGUACCUGCGCUUCAUCUCCGACGCCUCAGUGCAAAGGAAAGGCUUUCAGGCCACUCAUUCCACCGAAUGUGGUGGUAGGCUGAAAGCAGAAGCGCGGCAGAAGAACCUGUAUUCUCAUGCUCAGUUUGGGGAUAAUAACUACCCCGGCCACACCGACUGCGAGUGGCUCAUAACGGCAGAGUCGGGUUACGGCAUCGAGCUCACCUUCACCACCUUUGAGGUAGAGGAGGAGGCCGACUGCGGGUACGACUACAUCGAACUUUACGAUGGCUAUGACACCGGAGCGCACAAACUCGGACGCUUUUGUGGAUCUGGGCCUCGUGAGGAGCUUUACUCUGCUGGCGAAUCUGUGUUGAUUCAUUUCCACUCCGAUGACACAAUCAGUAAGAAAGGCUUCCAUAUCCGCUACACUAGCACAAAGUUUCAGGAGGCGCUACACACACGCAAGUAACAUCUCCCCCCGAGAGACUCCAGAGAGACUAAAUACAGGGAUGAAAUGUUUCAACAAGGAGAAACAGACUCCUGAAAACUAUUGAGAUUGAUUCAUGUCAAUCAGAAACCCUGCCGUGAUGUGUUUCCUGCAUUGCAUUUGCCUCUUUAUGUUCAGCCACUAUGGAAGUGCUGUCAUAUUGACCCUAAACACUAAUCAGCUGCUCUUAUGUGUGGGAUAGCUCCGCCCACUGGAGUGGUAUCCUGCGUUCUCUGACUGGACCGGUGUAGUAAAUCAACCCCUGGAAAAAAAAAAAAAAACACACACACACACACACACACACACUCAUACCCAAAAACUUUUUGUUGGCUCUCCAUUCAGAUAAGCCAGUUAUAUAUAGAGUUGCACACUGAAACUAAGAGACGAUGACAAUAAGACAAGGACCUGCUAUUGUGUGUGUGCUCAUAUUGCUCUGGAUAGCAUGGACAGUUUAGCUGCUGAUGCCACACCACACUGUACCUCAACUAAAAUAUGUGUGUAUGUGGAUGUGUGUGUUUGAGAGAGAGAGGCCUUCAAAUACCAGCCUGAACUCAUUCAGAUGUUUUUAAAAUGAUGUGGUUGUAAUUUUACAAUUAUUCUGUUAGCUUUAUGGCAAAACCCAUUCUCAGAAGUGCGAAAGUAAAUAUGUAGCCCUAUUUAACAAUAAGCUUCCUUACAUACAUGUAGCCCAUUGUUUACGCUGUGACGAACAGAAUUUGAUGCAAGUGGUUAGAAUUACAAAGCUGUUUUAAGGCAGUGGGUCUUAUUCACAAAGCGUGCGUGACGUCUGCAACCAUUUUCGCAAGCAAAUCAUGAUUCACCUUUCACUCUAAAUGUAUUCUAUAAAAACCACAUGCUCUGGGUGGCCUUAUAAUCAUGUUAGGGUGAAAUGUUAUACAUAGAUGUUUAAUCUUAAAGGAAACCCUGGGUAUUAAGACUUAUAUGGCUUAAUAUAACAGAAAUUAUGUCUCUUACUAAAGUAUGUAGUAGAAAACCUGUGAAAGAUUUAUGUUUGGACUAUGGGGGGGCGGCAUUAUUUCGAUGACGUGAAAUUGUUGCACUCGCUGAGCUACUGGUACUGCCUGUUGCUAUAUUUACCACAAUACAACUCGGAAAAUACAAUACUGAUAUGACAGCUACCAGAAAGAGCAAACAGGUGGCAAUGGAUAUAAACGCAGGCUUGAACCAAAUGCCGUACCAUUGAUUUUUCACCAUGAGGAGUCACCCUGGAUAUUGAGUGAAAUCCAUGCUGAGAAACUCCUUCAGUGGCUGCGGCGUCAUGACAAGCGUCGGCAUGUUUACAUCCUGCCAGGAUGGCAUCUAGCGUUUCUUGUCUCUGCCAUUUGUAAGCUCUUUCAGUAGCUAUGGUCUGCUAAAAUCCACAAAGGCAUCAGGGCUAAAGUGGAGAGAACAAAGACACAAGUCUUUAGUAAGUUUUACCCAUCCAAAGGCAUCUUCCCAUUCUUUUCUCCUCUUCUUAUCAACAGGAAAGCAGUGAAGAUUUAGGCCCUGUUUACACUAGUGCGUUUUUACCCAAUCUUUGUCUACACUGGCAUUUUCACUGCAGUCCAGAAACGAUCUCUGUCCACACUACACAACCGAAAACACAUUUGUCACAUGAUCAUUUAUAAUGAGCAUGUCAUUGUUUAUUCGUAAAAGACAUACAAUGCAAAUUUGGGCAGCAACUCCAUCGUUUUCAAAAGUCUCCGUUUUGGUCCGUUUACACUGAAACACAACCCUUGAGUUUUCAAACCAAAACAGGGUCUGUAGUGUUUUUUUAAGUCUCCGUUUUCAAGGGUUGAAAACAUCAGAGUAGUGUAAACGUCAGGCGUAACUGUACCAAAAGUUAUGCAUUUUUAAUAGGGAUGGGCGAUAUCUUAUCGUUUGCGAUAUACCAGUAAAAAUUUUCUCCACAAUAAGAAUUAGUCUUCCCAUGAUAAUAACGAUAAAGUCUAGUUGUUGGCAUAUUUCUGUGUGUGACAGUGCGACAUGCUAAAGGCGGACGUGAAACUAGUAUAUCGCUAAAUGAGGAGCUCCAAUCUGGAACUGGUUUGGUUAAAAAUCGAUAUGAGCCUUGAAUAAUGUUAACUGUACUAGUAGCAAGUGUUGACAAAGCAUUAUUGACAUGCUUUUUCUCCAGAUUAACUUCAUAACAUAGUUAAGUGUUUGAAAUGACGCGAAUUUUGCGAUCAGACGUGGCGUCAUAUCACAGAAUGAGGCAGAAAUCGUACUAUUCUAUAGUAUUAUAAAGGCUAUGCAUUGCAUUAUAUACUUGAUCCUUAUUAAAAUACCCAAGAUUGCUUGAAGAACACAGACAAAACCAUAUAUUGUAUCAAUCGUAUGUUUAUUGUCUUUAAGUUUCCUCAGUAAAAAUUCCUCUAUCUGCAUUUUAUUCAGCUACAGCGACAACUGAGUGACUUCCGAAUCAGAAAGAGCUUUAUUGCCAAGUGUGUUUCAAACACAAGGAAUUUGUCAAAUUUAGGAGCUUCCAGUACAGAAAGUACAAACAAUUUAAUUCACAAUCCAGUGAAUUAAACAGUGUACUCAGUAAUGCUCACAACACCCUAUUUUGGGUAAAAAUAGGAAAGAUAAUACUUUUCUUUAAAGAAACAGGAUUUUCCUGAAUUAUCGUCAUUGAUAUCGCUAUCGCAGUAAAUAUUAGAAAUUAUUGUGAUACAUUUUUAAGCCCAUAUCGCCCAUCGCUAGUUUUUAAAACGCAAAUCGCACUAAUGUAAAUGUAGCCUUACAUAAUUUCUCUUGUUGCCCUUUGACUGACAAUUACAACCAAAAGCUGUGCAAUGUGGCAUUCUUUCAGUAUUUUAUUUUCCAAAAAAAGUAGCAGCGGUAGCUCACAGUGCAACCAUUUCACGCCAUCAAAAUAAUGGCGCCCCCUAUAGUUCAAAAUAUGUAUAAAACAAUGUGGAUUUUUGAAAGAUGCAAAUCUUUCAUGGGUUUUCUACAACAUAUUUCAGUAAGAGACAACCUUUAUGUUAUAUUAAGCCAUACAAGUCUCAAACAUUUUUCAUCAUAUACCAUGAAAAGCAGCAUUAUAGCUCAAGCUGAGGGGUUUCUUUAUAUAACAAUACAGAUACAUGUAUGUAUAGCUGUGUCGAUUGUGUUUGAACUGGAUUUGAGAGUGCCAUUGCUCUAGGAUCUUUCGGCUGUGCAUGGAGAUGGAUUUGCUGUGUUUUAUGCAAAUAACCUUAUUUAAAAAUACUCAGUUAAGAGCAAUUCAAUUAUAGGUGAAUGAGACCCAGUGUCUUGUGCUUCAUUCGUGAGCAGGCCCACAAGGAAUCUGCACUGCAGUUACAUUUACUAUACAAAGUUUCUCGCCUUGUUUAUUCACACUUUGGAUUAUUUUAUAAUGCUUUCAGCCAUCAAUAAGAGUGUUCCACACAAUUUGUGAUCUUGGACUACAAAACCAGUCAUAAGGGUCAGUUUUUGGAAAUUGGGAUUUAUACAUCAACUGAAUAAAUAAGUCUGAGGGUGGAAAAAAAAUAUUAAGAAAAUCGCAUUUAAAGUCCAAAUGAAGUUCUUGGCGAUGCAUAUUACUAAUCAAAAAUUAGUUUUGCUAUAUUUACGUUAGGAAAUUUACAAAGUAUCUUCAUGGAACAUGAUCUUUACUGAUCUUUAAAGAAAAAUCAACAAUUUUGACACAUACAGUGUAUUUGUUGGCUAUUGCUACAAAUAUACCCAUGCUUAUGACUGGUUUUGUGGUCCAGGGUAACACUUUAUUUAGCAGAUUUCCAUACAUUUUUUUUUAAAUGUGAAAACAUCUGCAGAUUCCAUCUGGGCCUUCUUAAGAAUUGCAGAAAACGUAAAAUUGUUUGAAUUGUUUUGAAUUGUUUUUGUGUGUGUGUAUGAGAGAGAAAGCUGAUAGAAUAUUCUCUAAUUGUCUGUUGACGAAGCCAGUGGUUUACUCACUCUUCCAGUAACGCCUCCUGAAGAAGUGAACAAUGAACAUGAUGUGAACAGGAAAUGAUGUCAAAAAGCCUUGCAUAAGAUGUCUGUUACAGCUGUGACAACUGACUACAACCACCUUAACCCUGUGCGCUUUAUAUGCACUUAACACAGAAAGACUGUAUGGAACUGUGUGCUCUCCAAUCAUGGAAAUGAAGCCGUGAGCAGUACCAGUGAAGAUGAAAAAAACUCACAGAGCAAGGGAAUGUUCUCUGUUGCUGUAUUCCCAAUGACAAGUUUUCCCUGCUUGGAAAAAAAAAGACAAAGCCGCUGUUGAAGGGAAUUCCUACGGUGCUAUUCAGUGUCUCAAAAAAAAAAAAAGAAACGACAG